AUGGAAGAAACCAGGUUUUUCAAACUUUGCAGCUUCUUAAUGGUCGUUCUUAUGAUCAAUAUUCAGUUUUUGAAAAGUGCUACAUCUGAUGCUUAUACACUUGGUGAUGAGGGAAAGUGGAAUGAUGAGGCAGACUUCGUCUCAUGGUCACAGAAAAGAAAAUUCAAAGUUGGUGAUGUUCUUCGUUUUAAAUAUGUGAAGGGGAAACACAAUGCUUAUGAAGUAACAGAAGCUACCUACCGAUCAUGUGAUGCGAGCUCUGGAGUGUUGGCAAAGUAUGAGAGUGGAGACGAUCAAGUAAAACUUACUCAAGCAAAGAAGUAUUGGUUCAUUUGCAAUAUCCCUGGACAUUGCCUCGGGGGAAUGAGGUUUAGCAUAGAUGUUAAAGAAGCAAGUGCCUCUGAUUCUGGGGCUAAUACCACAAACAGUGCUAUAUCAACUCCUCCGAGGGAAUCAUCUCCACCAGUCAGUUCUUGUAGAAGUUAUGACACUGUUAGGUGGAGCAUGGGAAUUCAUCUUGUUGCAUUUGGAAUAUUACUGACCUUCAAUUGAGAAGGCUAAUUGGAGCAGGUGAAGCUUGCAAUAGUUUCUAUAUCUUUCAGCCCAAACAGUCCGUUGCUUUUUCAAUUCACCAUCUUGAUAAUAAGACACUAUGGUAUCAACGUCGA
This is a messenger RNA of Juglans regia (Persian walnut), 668 nucleotides long. RefSeq names its product basic blue protein-like. Lineage: Eukaryota; Viridiplantae; Streptophyta; Magnoliopsida; Fagales; Juglandaceae. The transcript is spliced from 3 exons. Bases 1 to 552 code for a protein of 183 amino acids. Gene Ontology annotation, cellular component: plasma membrane. The record is from RefSeq and is a predicted model, not a curated record. Gene Ontology annotation, molecular function: electron transfer activity.